ACCCACCCAGUGAGAUACAACGUGGGGUCUUGCAGCAACAGAGGACCAUCCAUUCCUGUUGUCUAUGACCAUGGAGACACAGAAACCACCAGACAGCUGUACGGACCCAGCUCAAGAAAUGAGUUCAGAGCCAUAAAUACCGAACGAGCAGCCACGGCCAUCUGCUCUGGGGUCAAACCAAUCGGCUGCAACGCUGAACAUUACUGUAUAGGUGGUGGUGGACACUUCCCUGAGGCUGCUCCCAUACAGUGUGGUGACUUCACUGGCUUUGACGGGAACGGUUACGGGACCAACAUAGGCUGGAGUGCGUCCAGGGAGAUCACCGAAGCUGCUGUGCUGCUCUUCUACCGUUAAAUUCCAUCCUAAAACCGUUUACUAUGUUCUAUACACUGUAAGGAAUACAACUAUAUUGUCCAAAAGAAACUAACCAUUCUAUGGUAUUGAAUAGAAAACUAACCAUUCUAUGGUAUUGAAUAGAAAACUAACCAUUCCAUGGUGUUGAAUAGAAAACUAACCAUUCUCUGGUAUUGAAUAGAAAACUAACCAUUCCAUGGUAUUGAAUAGAAAACUAACCAUUCCAUGGUAUUGAAUAGAAAACUAACCAUUCCAUGGUAUUGAAUAGAAAACUAACCAUUCUAUGGUAUUGAAUAGAAAACUAACCAUUCCAUGGUAUUGAAUAGAAAACUAACCAUUCCAUGGUAUUGAAUAGAAAACUAACCAUUCUAUGGUAUUGAAUAGAAAACUAACCAUUCCAUGGUAUUGAAUAGAAAACUAACCAUUCCAUGGUAUUGAAUAGAAAACUAACCAUUCCAUGGUAUUGAAUAGAAAACUAACCAUUCUAUGGUAUUGAAUAGAAAACUAACCAUUCCAUGGUAUUGAAUAGAAAACUAACCAUUCCAUGGUAUUGAAUAGAAAACUAACCAUUCCAUGGUAUUGAAUAGAAAACUAACCAUUCCAUGGUAUUGAAUAGGAAACUAACCAUUCUAUGGUAUUGAAUAGAAAACUAACCAUUCCAUGGUAUUGAAUAGAAAACUAACCAUUCCAUGGUAUUGAAUAGAAAACUAACCAUUCCAUGGUAUUGAAUAGAAAACUAACCAUUCUAUGGUAUUGAAUAGAAAACUAACCAUUCCAUGGUAUUGAAUAGAAAACUAACCAUUCCAUGGUAUUGAAUAGAAAACUAACCAUCUCUGCCAUCAACAUACGUGUAUUAAGAUUUGUUGUCGUUUGUUUUAUGAAAUCCCCUGUUUGAUAAAUUGUUGUAACGGAAACAACUUCUCUGUGGUUAUUAUAGAGGUAGCAUUAAUUCACUGAAUGUGCUGUACAAAUACAACUGCAUAUACACUGCUCAAAAAAAUAAAGGGAACACUUAAACAACACAAUGUAA
This is a messenger RNA of Salmo salar (Atlantic salmon), 1384 nucleotides long. The record is from RefSeq and is a predicted model, not a curated record. Lineage: Eukaryota; Metazoa; Chordata; Actinopteri; Salmoniformes; Salmonidae.